Molecule: messenger RNA, 2299 nt
Organism: Rubroshorea leprosula
Lineage: Eukaryota; Viridiplantae; Streptophyta; Magnoliopsida; Malvales; Dipterocarpaceae
Source: the annotation of a GenBank genome assembly
GUAAUCUGGAUAUACAUUGGCUGCCGCAGCCACAGCGCAGCCAAUUGACAUGAAAUCCUCCAGCUUUGGCAUAGCAGACACAUGUUACUUGGCAAACUCAUAUUGGUAAGGUUCAUUUUUGAGGGGUUUCUUGGCUGCAUAUUCUAUUUGUCUUCUAAAGGUGAUCAGAUAGGUGCUCAAUUGAAUUAGAUGUGGCUCUGCUGACCUUGCAUUCAGUAAAUUGAUUUGAGAGGCUUAUUUUCUUUCUACUGUUAAAUGAUGAGAGUGACUGAUAUCAGGUUGGAGCAGUUUUUGGUUUGUGUAAAAAAAAUGUGAACUCUUCUGAUAACAUGGUAGGGUCAUCCACAGACAUGCAGAUCAUGGUUGACUCCUGUUAGACAUUUUUUGCAGCCAAAACACAACCUUUGAUGCAUGUUCUCUCUCUCUUUGGACCCUCAUGUUUAUGUACCCUUGAAUUUCAAUUGCUGUGCUGCAGUCCAACAUCUGUAGUUCCCUGCGUUUGUCAAAUUGGUAGCUAGAUGAAGGUUGGGUUGUCAUCUAAGACUAUGAACCACUCUGGUAUCAUGUCAAUAACACAAAAUGAUUCUACCAAGGGAAUUAGAGACUCAUAUUGUCCCACUGUAUCUCCAAUUCAUAAUUUUCUGCCUAUUGAGUCAGAAGGUCAAAGUUAUCUUGCUGCUGAAUAUGUAUCUUCACAUCCAUCAUCUUUCAUACAAAAAGAAUCUCUUAGUUCUUCUAAUCACAUGCGAGUGUCUACCAUUCAACUUCAGAGUAAGUGUCUAACAUUUGGGCCAAGUAGUCCUGUUUCUCCUAGUUCACAUGCUAAGAGUGCAUCUUCACGCUCUUCAGUGUUCUGUACAAGUUUAUACUCGUCGUCCUCAUCAACUUCUGAAACCCAGCGGCAGCUUGGAAAUCUGCCAUUCCUUCCCCAUCCUCCAACAUGUAACCAGUCUGUUUCUGCUGCUGAUUCAUCCAAGUCUCCAGCAGUUUUUAGUGGGGAUAUAGGCAAUCCAUAUGAUGAAGACAACUCAGAAGUUCUCAUUAAAGACUUCCUUAAUUUGCCUGGUGAUUGUUCUGAUGGUAGCUUUCCUGAUAUGCAUUGUGGAACCGAUGGUUUGGCCCUUACUGAACAGUUAGAGCUACAAUUUCUAUCAGAUGAACUUGACAUAGCUAUCACUGACCAUGGGGAAAAUCCCAGGCUUGAUGAAAUAUAUGAAACACCCCAACCUGCAUCAAAACCAGCAAUAGGGCUGACAUGUAACAAAAGUUAUCUUGCUGGGACACCAUGUUCUGACUCUCCUUCAUCUCUUGCAUCUCCUGGGCCAACCACUGUCCACAAGCCGAGAAUGAGAUGGACACCUGAGCUACAUGAGUGUUUUGUAGAAGCUGUCAGCAAGCUUGAUGGGCCAGAGAAGGCAACCCCAAAGGGUGUAUUAAAGCUUAUGAACGUCGAAGGUUUGACUAUCUACCAUGUGAAGAGCCAUUUGCAGAAGUAUCGCCUUGCCAAAUAUAUGCCCGAGAAGAAAGAAGAGAAGAAGUCAUCUAACAUCGAGGAUAAGAAACCAACUUCAAGUGGCCAUGAAAUUGAUGGAAAGAAGAAAGGGAGCAUACAAAUCGCGGAAGCUCUGCGCAUGCAAAUGGAAGUUCAGAAACAAUUGCAUGAACAGCUCGAGUUGCAAAGAACACUUCAGUUACGCAUAGAAGAGCAUGCAAGGUACUUGCAAAAGAUCUUGGAGGAACAGCAGAAAGCUGGUUGUGCCUUGGUUCCUCAAACCUUGUCACCGCUUAAUGAUUCACACAAUGACUCUGAGUUGCGACAUUCUUCUCCAUUAGUUGAUGCCUUGCCUUCUGGACCACCAGAAUCAAAAACUGAAUCAUCAUCACCUCAGCUGUCAAAGCAUAAAGCUGAUGAAAUUAGCAACCCCAAAUCCGAAGCAAGUCCAAAAAGGCUUCGCCUUGAGGACAAACCAGAUGAGACUACAGUUGAAAAUCCUGUGCAGUAAGAUUUUGGUUAUCCCCAGGCCAGCUGAUAAUUUCCAAUGAGUGCAUGCAUCUUCUAGAUUUAUUCGUACCAUGUAAAUUAGACAUUCAAUUUAGAUUUGGUUGUUUGUGUAUUUUACAUUUAGCUAUUUGGGCUAAAAGAGAUUUAAAAAAAAAAAAAAUCCCUUCCCAUUGUAUUGCAGUUGAACUUUGGAACAAGUUUGUUUCUGCCUCUUUGGUUCAAGCAGCUGCAUUUAGUAGUAUGUGUAUAUACUUAGCAGUUAUUCCUGUAAAAUAUUAAGAAAGAUAAUUUUAUAUU